AUGGCCAACCUACCGUCUCAGCACCCCAACCUCUCCCUGCACAUGGUUGAUCGCACUCUCACCCCCUUGAUCACCUCAUCUCGAACACAAGACCAGUUGCAGUCGCUAUCCUCGGUGUCUCAAACCGCGCUGCUGGCCCAUGAGGCUGCAUUCCGCCUUGGGCUUGGUGCUCCACAGAGGGUUAUGGUCGAGCAUGGGCCGAAUGGUCCUGUCUUGCUUCACUCAUAUGUCAGCCGCGCAGCUUCCAGCAUGGCUCAGGAGACACCAUCGCCCAGGGUCGUUCAGAUUGACGGCGAGGCUGGCGAGCGUGCUGGGGGAGGAAGCUCGGCAGCAUUCGCACCAGGCCACGUUGAGUCAGAUGAAGACGCCGUUGCGCCUAUGCUAGUAGGCACCGUCAUUGCCCCGAGCGCGGACUCGGCACUCGAGGCUAGGCGCGCUGCAGCACGGCUGGAGAGGGUUGGAAGAGAGGUCCAGACGAGAUGGGCUGAGAUGCAGCAGCAGGAUCAGUCGACCGCCAACAGGUCGUAA
Messenger RNA from Neoarthrinium moseri, 528 nucleotides. RefSeq lists its product as uncharacterized. The coding region runs from base 1 to 528 and encodes 175 amino acids. The record is from RefSeq and is a predicted model, not a curated record. The transcript has a single exon. Lineage: Eukaryota; Fungi; Ascomycota; Sordariomycetes; Amphisphaeriales; Apiosporaceae.